This is a messenger RNA of Closterium sp. Yama58-4, 2783 nucleotides long. The record is from the annotation of a GenBank genome assembly. Lineage: Eukaryota; Viridiplantae; Streptophyta; Zygnematophyceae; Desmidiales; Closteriaceae.
UUGGCAUGGGGCCUGACGACAAAGUGCGCGACACUCGAUCGCAGUCGAUUUCAAACGUCGCACGACCCAUUCCGACCGCAGUCGCGCGAUGCCUGGAUCGUGUGCGACAGUCAUUACAAGUUACUUUCAAGGAUUUCGUCGCAGACGGCCGCCAGUGCAAAACCAGCGACGCAAGCGACGCAGCCGACGCCAGCAGCGGGCUGGUUCAGAUUCGCUGCCGCGACGCGCAGCGCGAUCAGAUCGUCGCAUUCUGUCGUGACCAUGCUACUACAGGCCGCGCGGGCAGCUUAUACGUUUGCGGCUGCCCGGGAACAGGAAAGACCCUGAUGCUGUCGCAGGUGGCGAAGGAGGUGUCGACGUGGACUAACGCGGCCGGCGAGCCCCUGUGUGUGCCGGUGUACGUCAACUGCAUGGCGCUCACCGACCCCGCCGACCUCUUCCCCCAGAUGGAGCGCGCCAUAGCAGCAGCAGAGGCUGCGCACCACAGCUCUCCCUCUAACCACGGCGGGCGGAAGAGCGCGCAGCGGCGAGGGGGCACAGGGAGAGCGCGGACGAGCGGGGAUGGCGAAGCGGCGAGAGAGGCCGUGCUGUCGCUGCUGCAGCAGGAGGUGCAGGAGGAGCGGGCGGAGCAAGCGGAGGGGAAUGAGCCACGGGUGAUUGAGGGCGAGGCUGCGAGGGAUGCGAUUGAGGCAGAGUCUUCAGGGGAGGACGAUGACGUGGUUGAAGUGGUGACAGGGGACGCACGGCAGGCAGAGGCUGCAGGGCAAGCAGGGGCUGCAGGGCAGGCAGGGGGCGCACGGCAGGAAGAUGAUGCAAAGAUGCGCGCUGUAGGGAAGGCGCGUGUGACGCGGGGGACAGGAGGUGGCAGAAGAGGGGAGAAGGGUGACGGAGGAGCAAGGAGAGUGCUGCGGCUGAGGGAGGGAGAGGCGGGGAAGGGGCGGGGGGCGGGAGAGCCAAUCGUGGUGAGAAGCGGUGUGGUGAUGGGGGCACGGGCAAGUGUGAUGGGAGCAGCGGUGGUGGCAAGGUCCCCUCUCGGCAUUAAAGUCAACCCCCUCGCCCUCAAAGUCAGCCCCAUGGCCCUGCGAAUGCCCUCAACGACCGCGGUCGUCAUCCACAAAGAGCGAUUCAUGGCAGCACGUUCAUCGCUCAUGUGCUGUCUGUCUCUCCCCGAACCAUGCAAUGUUCCCCUCGUAUGCGUUGCGUGCUCCCGCCCAACACUGCUGCCGUUCCCAGCAUACGAUCGCAAUCAAAUCUACGAGAUUCUCUCCCAAAGGCUCCAGACUGCCACAGGAGGGAGGCGAGUGGGAGCAGCAGCGCCUGGGGCAGCGGUGGAGGGAAGUGCACGGGAGAGCGCGAGCGCAUCGUUCUCCUUUGACCCCAUGGCGCUGCAUCUCUGCGCUCGGAAAGUGGCAGCAGCAUCAGGGGACAUGCGCAAGGCACUUGACAUCACCAGAAUGGCAGUGGAUGUGCUCGAGGCGGAGCUCAGGUCGCAGCUCAGGGAGGCACACACGGGGGAGGCACACACGGGGAAGGUAGAUGCGAGGGAGGCAGAUACGAGGGAGGCCCUGCCUUCCGCAGGCUCACCUGCUGUCAGCGCUGCUGGGGCGGCAGGGGACGGCAGGAGCGGCAAGCGGGCGGCAGAGAGGGAGGCAGACGGGCAGGUGACGGGCAAGAGGCAGCGAGGAGAGGCGGUGGGGGUGCAGCGAGGGGAAGCGGUGUCCCUGCAUGUGCAGCUGGAGGUGCAUCACAUGGCGCAGGCCCUCUCUCGCUCCUUUGCCUCCUCCACCGUCGAUUGCAUCCGCUCCCUGCCACUGCACCAGCAGAUGGUGCUAGUGGCGUGUGUGCAGCAGCACCAGCAGCACAGGGCACGGCAUCGCUUCAUCACCAAGGCCAAGCCUCCCUCCACCGCCAACGACUUUCUCCUCUCCCAGCUGUACAGCAUGUAUGCGGGCUUGGCACGCUCACUGCAUGUGCCGGCCGUCACACUCAACGAGGUCACUGACAUGUGCGCCAUACUGCACGGCCAGGCUCUCUUGCAAGUGGUGGGAGCUGGAAGGAAUGCUGCACGCUCGCAAACCAAGUGCAAAGUGGUGCUCAAAGCCAGUGCCAGCGACGUCAUCUUUGCGCUCCAGGGCGUACGCAUAUUCAAGCAAGCCCUGAGCGACGUAGCAGCAGAUUUAGAAAUUGCUGUUUGGCUCCUAGUCGCGUCGCCCGUGUCAGCCUCGCUUCGCGUUGUCGCACGCUCAAUCGCGCGCACCGCAACAGACAGCAUGGAAGCGUCGCACGAGGCGCUUGCGAAGGGCAAGGUGAUUGGCGACGUGCUCGACGACUUCGUACCGUCGCUCGACAUCAAGGUGAAGUACGGUGGCAGGGAGGUGCGAAACGGUGACGAGUUGAAGCCCAGCGAGGCAGCCGAAGCGCCAUACGUCGAGCUGGCAGGGCGACACGAGAACGGGGACCUCUACACACUCGUAAUGUCAGACCCAGAUGCGCCCAGCCCAGACAACCCCGUCGCGGCUGAGUGGCUGCACUGGCUGGUGGUGAACAUACCAGGCGCAGCAACCCUCGCACACAGCAGUGCAGGCGACUUAGUGAUGGCCUACAAGGGCCCCACCCCGCCCAUGGGCGUGCACCGCUAUGUUCUCUCCCUCUUCCGCCAGCCCCACCGCAUCACCACCGACACACCUGCUGCUCGCAAGGGCUUUAAGACCCGCCAGUUCGCACAAGAGUUUGCCCUGGGGAAGCCCGUGGCUGCCGUGUUCUUUCGCGCCAGGAAGGAGUGA